AGCUCUCCUUUAAAUUAUAAUAACUUCCUUUUUCUUGUGCUGCAGGGUCAUCCAUUGACCCUAGACCACUGCCUGCACCACUUUAUCUCAUCAGAAUCAGUGCGGGAUGUUGUAUGUGACAACUGUACAAAGAUUGAAGCAAAAGGGACGUUGAAUGGAGAAAAGGUGGAACAUCAGAGGACCACUUUUGUUAAACAGUUGAAACUAGGGAAGCUCCCUCAGUGUCUGUGCAUCCACCUACAGCGACUGAGCUGGUCUAGCCACGGCACACCUCUGAAGCGGCAUGAGCAUGUGCAGUUUAAUGAAUUCUUGAUGAUGGACAUCUACAAGUAUCACCUCCUUGGACAUAAACCCGGUCAACACAAUCCAAAACUUAAUAAUAAUGUCGGCCCAGCAUUACAACUGAAGGAUGGGCCUGCAGCCCCCAACUCAGUUCUGAGUCAGCCAGGGGGCCCCAAAACACAAAUUUUUAUGAAUGGCGCCUGCUCCCCAUCUUUAUUGCCGAUGCUGCCGACCCCAGUGACACUCCCUCUCCCAGUUGUUCCUGACUACAGCUCCUCCACAUACCUCUUCCAGCUGAUGGCAGUUAUUGUCCACCAUGGAGACAUGCAUUCUGGACACUUUGUGACUUACCGACGGUCCCCACCCUCGGCCAAGAACCCUCUCUCAACUAGCAGUCAGUGGCUGUGGAUUUCUGACGACACUGUCCGCAAAGCCAGCCUGCAGGAGGUUCUGUCCUCCAGUGCUUACCUGCUGUUCUAUGAGCGUGUUCUUUCCAAGAUGCAGCACCAGAGUCAGGAGUACAAGGCUGAAGAGUGACCCUGCCCCAGCUGCAAAGCUAGAGCUGAUGGAACUGUCUGAACUGUUCAGAACAAAAGCAAAAUCAUAUGUGUGUUAUGCAAGCAGCCCCACUCGAGUCCUUCUGCCUUCUGUGUGUUGAAAGAGCAGGUUCCACCUGGGAGCUGGUGGCCCUGAUUCCUGCUAAAUGCAGCUCCUUUGAGCAGCUCUUCUAGUGUGCACUGAAAGGGGUCAUCAUGUUAGGAAAGCAUUCAUUAUGUCUAGAGCGUCUUUUUAAUCAUCUGAUACAGGUAAUUAAAAAGAAAUCAGAUCUGGAAGCCACUUUUUUUAUAUUCUAAUAUGUUCAGUGUUUUCAAGCAGAGUUACUUUGUCUAAUCCUCUGAUGUUUCAGCAUAUAAAAAAGAUAUUUUAUUUUUUAAUAGGCAGGCCCAUAAAAAUUGUUGACUGAAUUAGUGAAGUUAUAAAAGGCAGUCAAUUUAAAAGAAAAAGUGCCUUUCACUUUUGAUUGCUUUUGUAGCACAUCCAUUCUGGAAAAUAUACAUUAUCUAAGAGUCAUAUAAACAAUAUUUGAAAAGCUCUAGUCCUUCUAAGUUACUCCAUGGAUAGCAAAAGAACAGGUAAAAGAUGCUUAAAGAACACACACCUUCCUUUUGUAUGUCUUUUUCUAAUCUUUCAAUUCUUUAUAUGUGGCAAAGGCACAUCUGCCAAAUCUGCUCCUUGGGGAAAUUCUUAAACUACUUUGUCAGUUUAAGUGAAAUGCUUACUUGUUCCUUUUAUCUUUUGUACACUGGGCUAAGAGAUAUUAAUUAUACAAUAUCAUAAGCUGUGUGAAUAGCCAGACGUGAGCAGUUUUCUGUGUGACUCCCAUACCAAACCUCUGCUCUGUAGAAAACCCUUUAUGACACUAGGAUCCACUGUGGAAAAUUAUUUUCACCUAUUUAUUUCUUGCCCACACAGAGCUCUUAAACUUAACAUUUCUAGAUAGGAGCCUGGGGCUGUGUUGAAAUGACAAUCCCAGCUUUGAGAGGUGGAUGAGGAAAAGAGAGAUAGGCUUUGGGGCUGCAGACUUUCUUGACCCCAGUUUCCUCAUUUGUAAAGUGAAGGGUUAGAGCAGAUGACCAUCAGAGGCCAGGCUUUUCCAUAAAAGGAAGAAGUCUUUUAUUUUAAACACAUAGCUACAGCAGAUGUCUAGUAUUGUUUUUCUACUGCUCAUUUUUGUUAUAUGACCAUAUUCUAUAUUUAUCUUCUUUUCCAGUAGCCUAAUGUAAAAAGACUAUUGAGCAUUUUCUUCCCUUUUCAGAUAAGUCUCAUGAAUGCAGCCAAGGGCCAAAGGAACUUUGAUUGCACAGUAGUACCUGUGUUUUAGCUAGAUUUUUCUAUUUAAAAAAUAAAAAAGAUACCAAAUUCAAACGGAUUCCUCAGAGAUAAGAUUUGGAAUUAGAUUCAUCCUGAGAGUCACCCGAGGUAAGGCUAAGAACUGUGCUUCCCUUGGUGGGGGAGAAAUGCCGGAUACUUCAAGACUGCCUUGAUGGCAGCUCAGAGUGCAAGAAGCCCAGGAGAUCAACGUUCUGCUGGACCCAGUGUGCAUCUUGAGGACUUAGUAACUCUUGCUAUCAGUAGAAUAUACUGUGAAGGGACUUGAGGCUGUGAACUUAAGUGUGAAAGGAACAGCUUGAACCGUCUGAUCCAUUCACUGCUGAUGUCCUUUACUGAUUCCGUUGCAAACCCUGGCUUUGAUGUUGAAAGGAACGGACUUAUUUUACCUGAAUCUGGUUGAACAAAUACUCAGUUGUGUCACCUUGAACUGCACUGCAAAGUUGUAACUUUGAGUAACUGCUCUUCUGCCAUUGGUUACUCUUUGAAAUCUGCCGUUAGAGAGAGAUGUCGGGCCUGAAAGGGGGAUUUCCCUUUUACCAUAGUUUUAAGCAGUUCUUUGGUUAGAAGACAGGGUUUGAGCCAAGAUUGUAAAUGUGAAUGAUGUCUGUGCAAAGUCGAUUAACUUGACUUAAAGCUGAUUUUCUCAUUUUGUAAAUUAUUAGGAAUUAAGUAGCAGCCAGAUCAUCUUAUUUCCAGUUUUAAGUUAUUUACAAAGUUCACGAAGUUAGAUUCUUUUGCAAACAGCUAAGUUAAACUAGUAGUUUACGCCAUAAUAACUGCUGGUUUAUGUAUUUGCUAAAGGUACUUUUUAUAUUUGCUGUGUAUUAUAGCAAUAAAAGAAUCAUUUUGCUAGGAAAAAAGUCAA
Choloepus didactylus (southern two-toed sloth) is the source of this 3040-nucleotide messenger RNA. It is a transcript of the gene USP30, whose product is annotated as ubiquitin specific peptidase 30. Gene Ontology annotation, cellular component: cytosol; nucleus. The transcript is spliced from 5 exons. The record is from RefSeq and is a predicted model, not a curated record. Gene Ontology annotation, biological process: protein deubiquitination. Gene Ontology annotation, molecular function: cysteine-type endopeptidase activity; cysteine-type deubiquitinase activity. NCBI's taxonomy places the organism in Eukaryota, Metazoa, Chordata, Mammalia, Pilosa, Megalonychidae. The coding region runs from base 313 to 819 and encodes 168 amino acids.